AGCUCUAGUUCCCUGAUGAUGUUGAAUUAAGGCUGGACAGUGGUGAUGUCACUGCAAAUGAGUGAGGCAGAAGGGGCUGUGAAAGUGGAAGAGUGGCAGCAGACGUUUUACGCCUCUGACUCGGGGAUUCAGUCCGGCGCCACCACGAUUCGUGAUGAGGAGGAAUCUGAGUGCUGUAAGAAGUAUAGCGUCAGUGCCAGCGCUGUGGAGAGCGCCACAGACGUUGAGGCUCAAUACAGUCUAACUCGAGCCCAGAGAGUGCGUGCAGCCAUGUUCCCCGAGACGCUAGUGGAGGGAGAGACGGUGCUCACCACACAGAACAAUCCAGACCAGCCGACCAAUGUCCAGAGACUGGCCGAGCCCUCGCAGCUGCUGAAAACAGCCAUCGUACAUCUCAUCAACUAUCAGGACGAUGCCGAGCUGGCCACACGUGCCGUACCAGAGCUCACCAAACUGCUGGCCGAUGACGACCAGGUGGUGGUAAACAAGGCAGCCCUCAUUGUGAACCAGCUGACGCGUAAGGAGGCGUCCCGUCGUGUGCUCAUGCAGUCUCCUCAGAUGGUGUCCGCUGUGGUGAGGGCCAUGCAGAACACUGGAGAUCUGGAGACGGCCCGCUGCGCUGCCAGCGUCCUGCACAGCCUGUCCCACCAGCGCGAGGGACUGCUAGCUAUCUUCAAAUCGGGUGGCAUCCCCGCACUCGUGCGCAUGCUCAGUUCCCCUAUGGAGUCAGUGCUGUUCUAUGCCAUCACCACGUUACACAACCUGUUACUGCACCAGGAGGGAGCCAAGAUGGCGGUGCGUUUGGCCGAUGGACUGCAAAGAAUGGUCCCCCUUCUGAAAAAGUCCAACCCAAAGUUCCUGGCCAUCACCACAGACUGCCUGCAGCUGCUCUCUUACGCCAAUCAGGAGAGCAAGUUGAUCAUCCUGGCAAAUGGUGGGCCAGAAAGUUUGGUGUUCAUUAUGAGAAACCACAACUAUGAAAAGCUGCUAUGGACCACCAGCAGAGUCCUGAAGGUGCUUUCGGUCUGUCCGAGCAACAAGCCGGCUAUCGUUGACUCUGGAGGUAUGCAGGCCCUUGGCCAACAUCUCACAGGUUCGAGUCAGCGUCUAACACAGAACUGCCUGUGGACCCUGAGGAAUCUCUCUGAUGCCGCAACCAAGCAGGAAGGUCUGGAUGGUCUCCUGCAUAUCUUAGUGAGUCAGCUGGGCUCGGAUGACGUGAACAUGCUGACCUGCGCUACUGGCAUCCUGUCAAACCUCACCUGCAACAACGCACGCAACAAGGCCCUGGUCACUCAGAGCGGCGGGGUGGAGUCCCUGAUUCACGCCGUGCUUCGAGCCGGAGAGAAGGAGGACGUGGCCGAGCCGGCGGUCUGUGCCCUGCGUCACCUCACGAGCCGUCACCCCGACGCAGAGCUGGCCCAGAAUGCAGUGCGUCUGCAUUACGGCAUCCCCGCCAUCACCAAGCUCUUGGGUCAGCCGCACUAUUGGCCUGUGGUGAAGGCCACAGUGGGCUUGAUUCGCAACUUGGCCCUGUGUCCAGCCAAUCAGGCGCCUCUGAGGGAAUCUGGGACAAUCCCUCGACUGGUCAACCUGCUUUUGAAAGCUCAUCAGGAAACUCAAAGACACGGCUCAGGGGCCCAGCAGACCUAUCAGGAUGGCGUGCGAAUGGAGGAGAUUGUGGAAGGCUGUACAGGCGCUUUGCAUAUACUGGCCAGAGAUCCGAUCAACCGAGGGGAAAUCGCCAGCAUGCAGACCAUUCCUCUGUUUGUGCAACUUCUGUACUCAUACGUUGAGAACAUAAAGCGCGUGUCCGCCGGUGUUUUGUGUGAACUCGCUCUGGAUAAGCAGUCUGCUGAGAUGAUUGACGCAGAAGGAGCAUCUGCACCUCUUAUGGAGCUCCUGCACUCUCCCAACGAGGGGAUUGGUGAGUGA
Messenger RNA from Rhinichthys klamathensis goyatoka, 1935 nucleotides. It is a transcript of the gene jupb, whose product is annotated as junction plakoglobin b. Gene Ontology annotation, molecular function: protein phosphatase binding; transcription coactivator activity; cadherin binding. Gene Ontology annotation, cellular component: adherens junction; catenin complex. The transcript has 12 exons. The coding region runs from base 46 to 1935 and encodes 629 amino acids. The record is from RefSeq and is a predicted model, not a curated record. Gene Ontology annotation, biological process: positive regulation of transcription by RNA polymerase II; cell adhesion. Lineage: Eukaryota; Metazoa; Chordata; Actinopteri; Cypriniformes; Leuciscidae.